CAGAUCGCAUUCGAAAACCUUGUGGCUGUAUCCAGCAACGACCGCAUAGAUGCACAUGUUCACCAACACAGAAUCGACAACUCUGCCACUGUGCUCAACAGAGACCGUGUGGUUGCUCCAGCAUACCUUCUACUUGCCUUGCUCCAUGCGAAGAACAAUGUAUUAAGUCUUGUUUAUCGAACUCGCCACUUCUCUUAUGUCAGGUUACUUGCAGACGAACGUGUGAUGUAG
Strongylus vulgaris is the source of this 231-nucleotide messenger RNA. The record is from the annotation of a GenBank genome assembly. Lineage: Eukaryota; Metazoa; Nematoda; Chromadorea; Rhabditida; Strongylidae.